GUUCCUCGUUAAACCCCACCUCAACGGCGCCAGCCCCAACGCGUCGCCCCCAAUGGCCCGUCUCACUCUCCUCCUCUCCCACGCCCGCCGCCACCACCACCGACUCCGACCUCUCCAAGUCCCUCUAUCCUCCCCCUCCGAAACAUCUCCGGUCCCCAGUUUCUUCUUCUCGAGAUCCCUCUCCUCCUCCUCCUCCUCCUCCUCCAUCUCGCCGGUCUCCUACCCCGUGAAGCCCAAAGAUCCCGACGAAGAGGAGAGCCCCGACGCUUCGAACGGCGCUCCUUCCCCUCCCUCGCCUCCGCCGAGGCUGCCGCGCGCGGAGUCCCAGGUCCCGGAUGGGGGUUCUCGCCCUUGGACGAGAGCGGACGCCCGGUUCGUCAAGGACGGUCCGACGAUACCCCCGGUCUCUUACCAGGCGCGCGUGGCGCCAUUGCCGGAGUACAGGGCGCCGGAGCCGGAGGAGACGAAAGGUGAUGACGGGCAGCUGCAGAGGGAAGCUAGAAGGAUCCAGUCGGGUGCCCGUGCACGGAGCUUCUUUGAUCUUCAGGAGGAGCCGAAGAUUCCGUUCCCGACGCUCAUCGUUCCGGAGAGGAAGUCUCAGAAGGUGCCCAUGGAUUUGAUGGAGGCCAUUCGACAAGUCAAGGCUAAUGCAAAGCGUAAGUUCGUCGAAACAAUGGAAGCUCAUGUUAAUUUGGGAGUUGAUCCACGUAGAGGCGACCAGAUGGUACGGGGUGCCCUGACACUGCCACACGGCACAGGAAAGACUGUUAGGGUAGCUGUAUUUGCCGACAAGGCUGCAGCAGAUGAAGCCAGAGCUGCUGGAGCUGAUAUUGUUGGUGGUGAGGAGCUUAUUGAAGAAAUAAAAAAUGGAGGUGGCAAACUGAAAUUUGACAAGUGUAUAGCAACUCCUACAUUCAUGCCUCGUCUCUCAAAGAUUGCUAGGAUCCUUGGUCCUCGUGGCCUAAUGCCAAAUCCCAAACUAGGAUCCGUGACAAGUGAUGUUUCAGGAGCUGUGAAAGAGGCAAAGUCAGGCCGUGUUGAUUUUAAGAUUGACAAAACUGCUAUCGUCCAUGUAGGCCUUGGAAAGGUCAACUUUAAAGAGGAGUUUCUUCUUGAGAAUAUUGGAGCUUUUGUCAAUGCUCUCUUGAUUGCAAAGCCUGUGGGACUAAAAAAAACUUCCAAAUAUGUUGGAUAUGUUAAGAACUUCACUUUAUGUAGCACGAUGGGGCCUGGAUAUCCUGUGUCAAUUCAGUCACUCUCUGCAGCUGCUGAUCACUACAACAAGUUGCAAGUCAAAUAGUGUGGGUGUAGCCGAUCGAGAAUUGACGACGUCCAACCUAUCAAAAUGAGCCAUGGAGUGUUUUGGAGUCACGCGAGCUAUGUCAUUCCAAGAUGAUCGCUCCUUCGAGAUCGGUGCAUCCUCAAGAUAGUGCAUUUGGUGAUGUUAUUCCAAGAUGGCCGCUCCUUGAACGUCAUUGCAUCAAUUUAGUUGCAUCUGAUCAUUGCAUUAUCUUUCCUUCAAGAUCAUUGCAAAUAACUAGGGAGAAAGAAAAACCUGAUCUGGAUAAGCACCUACAUAGCCAAUUCAAGAUACCUUCAAAGUUGGACGGUUGGACACUUCUUGUUUUCAUAGUGUACACCCUAUUCUACUAGUUAGUUGCA
Musa acuminata AAA Group (dessert banana) is the source of this 1662-nucleotide messenger RNA. RefSeq lists its product as uncharacterized. Gene Ontology annotation, cellular component: large ribosomal subunit. The transcript has 11 exons. Gene Ontology annotation, molecular function: RNA binding; structural constituent of ribosome. The record is from RefSeq and is a predicted model, not a curated record. Lineage: Eukaryota; Viridiplantae; Streptophyta; Magnoliopsida; Zingiberales; Musaceae. The coding region runs from base 53 to 1300 and encodes 415 amino acids. Gene Ontology annotation, biological process: translation.